UUUUUUUUCUUGAAAAUCUAAAAGAAACUAAAUGACAAAUACUAUUUAUGAAUAUCAAUCAGGUCAAAGGAAAAGAUUGGAAAUAUUUUAUAAUGAUUUUUAUAAUAAGGAUAAAACACGACGAUUGAUGAAAACAUUGAUACAGCAAAGUCAACGAUGGUGGUCAUAUGGGAUGGUGGCCAUAGUAGCUCAUGCAGUUGCAGGACAUGGACUUUGGACUUAUUGUUCUUCUCUUAUGGAACGCUAUACACCAACAUUAGUGAUCAAUCAUAACACUAGAAUGACAACAACGCAAGCUCUUGUAAUGGAAUUAACUUUAUGGAGUGCGGGAUGGACAAUGGCUUGGUAUGCUUGGUUAUCACAUAGGUACGUCACGCAGGUGAAACAAAGAACAACACGAUGCAUUGAUGAGAUAGAACGCGUAUUUGAUCAACCGAAAAGUAAUGUAUGGGUGAUGAUUGACAAUGACAAGAAGAUAUCGUCCAUUGGGAAAGGUCGUAUAUUAGGUGUGGCUAUACUUCGAUGUAAAGAAAUCAACAAUCAUUUGGAAGAAGGACAAAUCCAAGUAAACGCUUUAGGAUCACGAAUCGAGCUGGCUUUGGUUCAAAAUGCAAUUCAAUUUGCCCGACAACAAGAUAUCAAGGUCAUUACUCAAGCUCAACGGAAAAACAGGCUAGAUGGUUUUAUCUGAAAUAGUUUAUUGUUGUUUUGUUACUUUUUUUUUUUAUUACUAUUCUUUGAUUACAUAGUAUUUGUUUAUAGAAUAUUGUGUAUUCCCCAUACUUGGUAUCUUUCUUAUUCCUUA
Molecule: messenger RNA, 805 nt
Organism: Halteromyces radiatus
Lineage: Eukaryota; Fungi; Mucoromycota; Mucoromycetes; Mucorales; Cunninghamellaceae
Exons: 1
Coding region: 32-691 (219 amino acids)
Source: RefSeq, a predicted model, not a curated record